Molecule: messenger RNA, 925 nt
Organism: Culex quinquefasciatus (southern house mosquito)
Lineage: Eukaryota; Metazoa; Arthropoda; Insecta; Diptera; Culicidae
Exons: 2
Coding region: 260-586 (108 amino acids)
Source: RefSeq, a predicted model, not a curated record
CAAGACAGCGCACCCGGUUCCAUCACCGCCACUAGCAUUCCAAGGAACCGGCAAACAAAACCGGGACCGAGUUCUUUAUUAAGUAUCAAGCUGGUUCGCAGUCCCAACAGACGGAAGUCACAAUCACUUUCCGGUAAAAUUAAGAUGCACCCCAGGAAAAUUUCCUGUAGCCGGAGUUGAACCUGCUUGAGUGGAUUCCGGAACAGUGGCCCAGAAAUGGUUCUUCGACAAGCAAGUGACUGCCGGAUACAACCUAUCUAUGGAAUGGGAGCUGCCACGGAACGGAACGUGUGGGGCUAAGGAACGAACAGGAAUCUUUACUAAAGUAGAUCCAGACCAAGGAAGAGUCAAUUUUGUCGCAAUAGCUUUCUUUGACCGGGCGGAUGAUUUAGGGUUUGCUAAGGUGACAACAACGGUCAAGAAGUUCGAUCCGGCCUCGAUGCGCCGCGGAAACCAACCUGCAGGGAACAUUUCGUCACCAGGUAGAGUACGACUUAGUUUCAACGACGUUACAGUAGUCCCUGCUGCUGCUCGUGCAAGGAUUAUCAACCGCCGGGACGCUAUCUACGCAGCCGCCGCCAGCUAAGGAACAGCGCUCCCGGUCGCUGAUGGCCCGCUUCUUGUCAAUGCUGAUCGAGCACCGGCGGCAAGACGUUAGCGACCAAGCCAUGAAGAAGGCGGAUGCUGGAAGUGAGUUUCACGAUUGAGUUAUUCAAAUUAAGCUUAAAAUAAAACUAAAUUUGUUAUGUUUGCAGAAAAUGGAUCGGGUCUGGGCCGGUGAAUACGUCGUCAUAAGCAUCGCGAGAAGAACGAGCUAAGUACUGUGCGAAGUACUCGUACAUUCUGACCCUAGUGAUGACCCCUGUGGCAAUUUAAUUCAAUUUAACAUGUAUUAAUCAGUACCAAAUAAAAAGGCUGGUCAGGG